Oppiella nova is the source of this 2025-nucleotide messenger RNA. The record is from the annotation of a GenBank genome assembly. NCBI's taxonomy places the organism in Eukaryota, Metazoa, Arthropoda, Arachnida, Sarcoptiformes, Oppiidae.
UGCAAACACUGCACACAUUGUUUUGGUUGACAUAUGAUUGCUGUCUGUCUGUUGUGUUGACAAUUGACACACAAUUUGUUGCAUUCAUAGCAUCAUUGGUUGACAUAUGAAUUGGCGAGACAUCCAACGGUGCAACUGAUCCCACGCCAAGACAUGUCCAAACUGUUGCAGUCGAGGAAGGCUUUGAAGGAGAAAGUGGUGCAGAUAUACGAGGCGUUGAUUGAGGGCAAAGAGCCGUUCAGUGAAAACAAUAACUUCUGGAAUGAGUUCUUCUUAUUGAAGGCCAAUGGAAAUGCAUUGGAGUUGGAGUUGAAGUCCAUUACAAACAUUCACACAAUUAAACCGAUCGUUAAUCUGAUGGUCAGUGAGAGUAUCAAUGCCGUCAAAAGUGAUAACAACAUGAGAGUCGCCAACAGUCUUAUUACCCUUUGCAGUCUCUUCAAAGUGAUGUCCGAGAAGUGGCGGUUAAGUCAUCCCAAGUUUGAUUUGAUUGAUUACACGAUCGCACGCCAAGAUCUGGAGCUUAAAACUCAGGCUUAUGAAAACAUCAAUAAAAAUCCAUUGAUAGAGCUUUUAAUAUCGGACCAAUUGUUUGAUGCAUUCAUACAAAUGCUUAAUCAUCACCAACAACGACAUCAAAGUGGAUACCAAAUGAUACUUUUGUUAACAAUUCUCCUUAAUUAUCGCAAAUAUGAAUCUGCCAAUCCUUAUAUCAUGAAACUGUCGAUAGUUGACGAUGAGAUACAAUUGAAUGGUUACUCUCGUGUCAUAUCAAAUGAAUUAUUAGAGUUUGAUGAAAUUAAUAAUGAAUCCAAAUCAAGUGGAAUAUUUAAUACGUUAACAAAUAUGGUUGGAAACAUGUUUAUUGCGGAUGACAACGGCAUCUCAAAAAGCAAUCUGAAGACUAAUAAUUCUGUUUUGUUAGCCUUUUAUGAAGCGGUUCAUCUGAAUAGGAAUUUCAUUACACUUCUUACGACUAGCCCGCCCUCCAAUCUUUUGGUCGCUUUCCUAGAAUUCUCUUCCAUUGUAAUGCUUUACACAAAAGACGAAGCGAUACUACAGACAUCGCGUCUGUGUUUCAUAAUCCUGACCUGUAUUACGGAGGACCAGUGCGCCAAUGCCAUCAUGCAUGACAUGAAUUUGCCGUUUACUGUGCAAUUACAUCGUAUGCCAAUGAGGCACCGGAAAGUGUGCGCUCAGAGCAAGCUUUCGCGACCCCUUUCCUACUCUGUGAUGGACUUAAUGGUGGAAUUCAUAUUAACUCACACGCGAAAGAAUCUGUUACUCGAUCUGUAUCUGCUGUGCAUUGGAGUCAUCCAUCGAUUACUGUGUUAUCAGAAGAAAUGCAAAAUAAGAGUCGAUUACGUGUGGAAGGACUUGUGGUCCGCUUUAAUAGUUUUAAUGAAAUUCAUUUUAACCAAUGAGACGGAACUCCUGAAAAGGUGUAACAUAUUUACAUUGGCUCUAAAUGUGGUGAAUAUAUUCAAUCUGUUCAUCACAUUUGGCGAUACAUUCCUGCCAUCGCCUCAAUCUUACGAUGAACUCUAUUAUGAGAUAAUUCGUAUGCAUUCAGUCUUCGAGCAGCUCUACUCUAUGACGCUCCGGUAUGUGUCAAACGAGAAGGCAGAGCACAAAGAGUCGGCGACAAAGCUUUCCUCUUCGCUUGUCAACAUCAAAGCCAUUAUAAAUCACUUCAACGCCAAAAUCGAGACCUACUCUUCCACACAUCAGAUCCCAUCGCUUACUGAAGAACAAGUGCUGGAAAUAGUUCGCAACAAUUACGACACAUUGACUCUUAAACUUCAGGAUAAUUUGGAUCAAUUCGAUCGAUACGAUCCGGAAACACAAUGCGAAUCCAAGUUUUUCACUGAAUUACUCCGUUUUGUUAUUAAUGACUACAGAAAGUCCUCUGACAUUACUCUAAGUGCCGAAGAACAGCACCAUUUGGUACAAGACUUGCAAAUGCACUCAAAUCUAUGUAAUGAUAUACAUGUCGAUAACGGCGACCACGGAUCUAAUCAUUGA